AUGGAGUGGGCAAAAGAUAUUCCAUGCAAAAACAUUAAUAUACAUGGCUAUUGUAAAUAUGAAAACAAGGGUUGUGCGUUUAAACAUGAUUUUAAUAUGAAAGAUAACCAAACUCCUCCAUCUUCUGCCUCAAAACUGCUUAAUGCGAUAUCAAUUAAGACAAGCAAAAAAUUCAAUAUGGGCUCUCAGAGUUUCAAGCCCCUAAAGAAGAAAUUUGCUGUCUCUGCUUCAAAAUUGGACAACAUUCCUGUUUUUGUCCCAAGCACAAUUUUUAAACCAUCUUCCUCAUCUGCCUCAACUUUGUCAAGAUAUAUUCCGAUAGUCGGUCUCUAUGCCCCAGUUACCACAUCUGCUACAAGUGCUACUGCAGUUUCUGCAGUCUCAGCAGUUCGUCCUGAAUUAUUUUUUUCUCAACCCAUACAGUAUCAUUGUUAUGCUCCAGCUCCACCGCCUCAUUUUGAGAUGCCAAUAGAACCUUACCAAAGAAAUCCCCAAUCAUUUUUCUUGGAUAAUAAUUUAAGAGAAUCAUUGCAGAAAAAAAAUGAAGCAACCAACCAAGUAUUGCCCAAUUUUGGAGGAUUGCCUGAGAAUAUUCACAUUUAUCACUCCCUAGUUCUUUUAGACAAUUUCAAUCACAAAGUAAAUUUAAAAUACUAUGGUGUACCAAGUUCACUUUAUAAAGUAUAUUCUAACUAUGAUGGUAACGUAUAUGCAUUGAGAAGACUAGAAGGCUUUAAAAUUACAGAUGAAAAGAGUAUUUCAUCGAUCAAAGCUUGGAGCAGUUUAAAAUGUGCAAACGUUGUUAAAUUACACGAGGCUUUUACUAGUAUGGCAUUUGGCGAUAAUUCAUUAUUUUUAGUAUAUGAUUUUUAUCCACUAGCAAAAACCUUAAAAGAGACACAUUUUGGAGAUAGCACUGGGGCUCUUCCAGUUCAAAUAAAUGAGCCAUUAUUAUGGAAUUAUAUGGUACAAAUCACUAACGCAUUGAUUUGCAUUCACGAAAUGAGAUUGGCAGCAAGAUCUUUGUCAAUUAAUAAAAUCAUUGUUACUAACCAGGGGAGAAUCCGGUUGUCAGACUGUGGAACGUUUGAUAUAAUUAAAUAUUCCAGAAAUAAUAACUUGAUAGAUGUAAUACAAAAAGAAGAUAUAUUGAAGUUUGCCGAUAUUAUACUCACACUAGCCAAAUCCAGUUUGCCUGCUGGAACUUGGAACCAAGAAAAUUCGAUAUUAAUAAAAUUUCUACCCUUUAGUGAAAACUUCAAAAAAAAUCUAAACAUACUAUACGCCAUGGCACAAUCUGAAGAAAGCUCAUUGUCCCAGCUAAAAUUGUUUGCUUCAGAUAUAAGUUUGUACGCAAUGAAAACAAUAGAUUAUUUGCAGAACUCGUGCGAUUUCAUGGAAAGUCAAUUGUCAAAAGAAGUUGAGAAUGGGAGAUUGUUCAGAUUGGUAACAAAAUUGGGAUUCAUCAACGAAAGACCUGAGUUCGACCAUGAUCCCUCAUGGUCUGAAUCUGGGGAUAGGUAUCCAAUCAAGCUAUUCAGAGACUAUCUCUUCCACCAGGUGGACAGCUCAGGAAGGCCGGUUCUCGAUUUGUCUCAUGUUCUAACAUGCCUAAACAAGUUGGACACAGGAAUCGAGGAAAAGAUCUUGUUAGUUGCACCCAACGAACAGAACUGCAUCAUCAUCUCAUAUAAAGAACUAAAGGACUGCAUAGAGUCUGCUUUCCACGACCUUUCUCGGUACAGCAACUGA
Ascoidea rubescens DSM 1968 is the source of this 1752-nucleotide messenger RNA. It is a transcript of the gene PAN3, whose product is annotated as PAN-complex poly(A)-binding subunit PAN3. Gene Ontology annotation, biological process: protein phosphorylation; nuclear-transcribed mRNA poly(A) tail shortening; mRNA processing. The record is from RefSeq and is a predicted model, not a curated record. The coding region runs from base 1 to 1752 and encodes 583 amino acids. NCBI's taxonomy places the organism in Eukaryota, Fungi, Ascomycota, Saccharomycetes, Ascoideales, Ascoideaceae. The transcript has 3 exons. Gene Ontology annotation, molecular function: protein kinase activity; metal ion binding; ATP binding. Gene Ontology annotation, cellular component: PAN complex; P-body.